GGGGGAAGCAGAGAGUGAGCUGGCGUCUUUGCAUGCAUUUACAUCAGCAUCGUUUUAGAAAAACCUCUGCUGCCACAGCUCAAGGCACCCAGGGAGGAGGAUGCAUGAGGCAGAUCAAGGGAUGGGAAGAGAAGCAGGCUGCUAUGGAGGGAACUGCCUCAACAGCAUUCACAAGGUGCAGUGAUUGAUGUCCACUGUGCACCUCAGCAGUGGGAACUACACCAGGUUUUCAUCCUCAGAGACCAAAAGCAGCAGACAGAUGCAUCAGGAAAUACUCUGAUUCAGGAGGGGUUGUCACUGAGGGCAGAAAUGAAAACGUAUUAAGGAAUCAUACAAUCUGACCCGACCUCCUGAAGAUCACAGCAUCCUACUCUGGGCAAGAAGGCAGCUUUCGACCUGAUUUUCAAGCCGCUGUUCUCUGGCCGUACUUCCUGGCUGUGAAGGAUGGGUGAUGGGCCUGUAACUGCUCCUGCCUGCCUGCCUCAUCCCACCCUUCAAUGGAGCCGACGUGGAACUCCUCCCACGCACCUCCACAGUUCACAUCCAACAUGUCUGCCUCCUAUCUGCCUGAGGGCUGGGCUCUGUCCCAGUCGCUAGCCCUGCUGGCCAUGCUGCUCAUGGAUCUGCUGGCUGUGGUGGGUAACGUGGCUGUCAUGGCGGUCAUUGCUAAGGCCCCGCAGCUCCACAAGUUUGCCUUCGUCUUCCACCUGUGCGUGGUGGACCUGCUUGCAGCCCUGGUGCUGAUGCCCCUUGGCAUGCUCUCAAGCCGAGCCUUCUUUGGGGAGGCCCUGUGCCGGAGCUACCUCUUUCUCAGUGUGUGCCUGGUUAGUGCUGCCAUCCUCUCCAUAUCCGUCAUCAAUGUGGAGCGAUAUUACUACAUCAUACACCCCAUGCGCUAUGAAGUGAAGAUGACUAUUGGCUUAGUGGCGUCAGUGCUGGUGGGGAUUUGGGUCAAAGCCCUGGCCAUGUCUGCUCUGCCGCUGCUCGCCUGGUUCCUGCAAGGUGGGAGAACUCCUCUGCUGGAGAGCAGUGGGGUUGGGGGAGGAGGAGGUGGGGCAGUUCCAUCUCCUCCUGCUCAGGGUCACAGGCGCUGCUCACUACAUUGGACAGGGGGAGGGUCGAACCGCUUGGCCUUCAUGGCCCUGUUUACUCUGGUGUAUUUCCUGUGUCCACUAGUGGUUAUUCUUGUUGUGUACUGCAAUAUGUUCAAAGUGGCUCGGGUAGCGGCCAUGCACCACGGGCCUCUUCCCACCUGGAUGGACACGCCUCGUCGCCAGCGGUCAGAAUCACUCAGCAGCCGAUCCACAAUGGUUACCAGCUCUGGGACGGGCACGGGGACAGACAGAGCCACUCCGCAGCGUCCCUUUGGGGGAGGAAAGGCUGCAGCAGUGUUGGCAGCAGUGGGUGGGCAAUUCCUUUGUUGCUGGCUGCCCUACUUUACUUUCCACCUGUAUUCAGCAGUGGCUGCCAGCCCUCCAGCCACACUAGCCUCUCUGGAGGAGGUGGUCACCUGGAUUGGCUACUUCUGCUUCACCUCCAAUCCCUUCUUCUAUGGCUGUCUCAACAGACAGAUCAGGGAAGAGCUGGGAAAGCAUCUGCCUUGUCUGUUCCGUCGAGCAGGGGCAGACAUAGAGGACAGACUGCCCAGCAGGGAAGGAUCCAUAGAGGAGAAUUUCCUUCAAUUUCUUCAGGGCACCGGCUGCAACUUGGAUCCACAAAACUCUCACAGCACCUCCAGCCCCAAAGGGGAGGCCUGCUGCCCCGCGGCUGAGGCCCAGCCCCCGGAGCCAGCACGGCCCAUACCCAUAGAUUUCCGUAUCCCGGGACAAAUUGCAGAGGAGACUUCAGAGUUUAUAGAGACUGAACAGGCGAUAAACAACCACAUAUAUACAGACAAUUGAGUUUGUAAUGUCUUGUUGAUCAUUCAGAUAUGAACUUUUUCAGGAGUUAUAUUUGAGUGAAAAAGUAAGAGACUCUACUGCAAGCUGUCAAACAGGUAACUCAGUUCACUUAAAUGACUUUAAAUUGUAUCUUUGAAACACUUAGCCUCAUCACAUUUUUAAACGGUCACAAUAAAAUGAAGUUGUUUGAGAAGCAUUUCAAACUGUUGUUUGUGAACAGGGAAAUGACAAAAAUAGCCUUCCACACAAACUAAGCUCUGUACAGUAAAUUACUUUCAUGAAUACUAAUUUGUGAAAGCCUUUUUUGACAAUAAUUAUAUGUUUUGUUUUAUGAAAGUAUCUAAAUUGUCUUCAGAGUUAAAUGUUUUCAGAAUGGCCCUAUUUGAUUUGAAGUUAGGGAACACCUACUGAAAUUCAUUGGCUUACACUCAAUCAACUAAUUUGCUUUUGUGCGGUGAAGCUCUGCUGUUCGACGAAUUGCCUUUAGUAUUCAGGAAAUAAGAUUAACGGCUCCACACAAACUGAUUCUGUAUUUGUACCUGCCAAAUCAAUCAUUUUUGAGUCUUUGGUAGGUUGAUUACUGUUGAGUAAGUAAUGUCGAAGAAGCUAGCAAUAAAAUGCACACAUUUAAAAGUAUUCUGGGGAUUAAUUGAAGGGAAGGCACGGUUUUCCCUUGUGAUUGGUAGCUGUGCGUUCAUCAAUGAUAAUGCCUCUCUUAACCCUUAUGCCAAUCUGAUUAUAUGGGAGCGUCCAUAUUGUGGCCUCAUGGAAUUACAAGUUGUUUACAGAUCACCAUCAAUUUUGUUCUCCUUUCUUAGGUGCUUGACCGAACACAUAUUUUUUUUAAUAUACUAAAAAGACGAUUUAUUUCAACUUAGUUUAGGAUGCAGGUUGACUCCAUAACUCAUCUUGAGUGUCACGUAGCUUUAUGCCAUGUGAUGUAUUUCCAGUUGAUUUUGAUUUAGCUCCUAAAAAUCAGUAUUCUCUCGAUGCACUGCAUUACGCUCAAAUUUGAUUCUAUUUCUUACAUUUGUUAAAUGUAGGCUACUAAAUUGUAUGCUCUGUUUAAUAAACAUGUAUACGUUUGGGUUGUGUGUUUAACUGAGCAUGCCCAUGUUUACUUUAAUUAGUGAGUGUUAGUAUUUGUUAUGGAUUUCGUUACAAGGAGGCUAAUUUACUUUUACACGUAUGCAGACUUUGAUCUUUAUUUGUUAGUUUUUCAUCUGUGUAAAAAUGUUUUAUCCCAGAAGGAGAAAUACAUAUAGAUUUUGUUUGCUGAUCGGGGCAUUUACAGUACCUCAAAUGCAGGAAAACUCAACAUUAUUUUAAAGUCUUGCGCUGUUCCAUGUCAAGUAUGACUCUUGAACACUUUGUUAUAAUGUUGCAAGGAUGUUAAAGCAGGUGUUAUGUGCUCCUUCAUUGGAAAUGAGGCUCAUACUUUUUAGGAUGCGAUGAAAUGGUAUUUUUUAGCAAACUGUUAGGAUAGAUAUGAUAAACUAUAUGAGGAAAUGUUGAGUGAAAUGACUUUCUUAUGUAAUGUGGAUACAGGGUUUUUUAGAUCUUAUUUUGAGUUACAAUACCAAUCCAAAAUCAAAAGCUUGUUCAGCUUGAUAUCCUCUUUUCAUCACGUCUAAAUAUCCCAAACUGUGAAUGAUGUUCAAUGUUUAUGUUAGGGUUUUCACUUUUUCAGAGAUUGUUUUUUAUGCUGUGAUAAAAAGAAAAUAAUUAAGUCCACUAUACUACAAUGAUAUGAUUGUGUUUUAGAAGAAGACAUGGCUAAAACGUGAGUGAGAGAUGCUGUUGUAAUAAAGAGUUUCUAUGUUUGUUAAA
This is a messenger RNA of Gymnodraco acuticeps, 3731 nucleotides long. Its product is annotated as G-protein coupled receptor 61-like. Bases 498 to 1901 code for a protein of 467 amino acids. Lineage: Eukaryota; Metazoa; Chordata; Actinopteri; Perciformes; Bathydraconidae. The record is from RefSeq and is a predicted model, not a curated record. The transcript has 2 exons. Gene Ontology annotation, biological process: G protein-coupled receptor signaling pathway. Gene Ontology annotation, cellular component: plasma membrane; signaling receptor complex; endosome. Gene Ontology annotation, molecular function: G protein-coupled receptor activity.